ACCGCGGCGGGGCGGGCGGCAGGCCCUGACUGACCGUUACCGGCAGCGGCGGGGCCUGCGGAAAGGGCCGGGGAGGCUGACCGGCGCGGGAACAGUGUGCGGGUGCAGCCAGGAGGCGGGUGGUGACCGCUUGCCGGGGCGUUGUGGUGACCGUUUACGCCUUGGGGGUGCAGGUGCAGCAGAACAGACAAAAUCUGCACAAGCAGGUUUCCAGCAGAGUGGGAGCAAAAUUCUUCUGGAUAAAACAUUAUAAGAAAGAUAUUCCCAGGUGUAAACAGCUGCAUGGGGACAUAGACUCCAAGAUCUAACUUCUAGCACAAGUACAACGAAAAAGCAUGGAAGAGAAGAAGAAAGAGGAGAAACCAAAAGAGCAACUUACUGAACCUGAAUCAGCUUUCCCAGAAGCCUUACUAGAAUUUCAAAUUGAGACAAAAGAAGCAGCAAUUGAUCAGGUUUUGCUUGGUCUGAAACAAGUGGAAAAAAAGAACAAAGAACUUCAUGAGAGAAAUGACCUUCUGAAGGAACAAAAGCAGGCACACAUCAGGCACACAUUAAGACAAAUAGAAGAACAGGAGAAAAGACGAGACGAAAAGGAGGUUGUAACGAGGGAUGAUGUGGAGGAGUCACUGAAAGGAGUAUGGCAGUAUGUUAAGGACAAAGAACAACUUCUGAAAGAUCUGCACUCCCAGAUUGAAGAAAUUGAACAAAGAUUUUCAGUAAAGCAGGCUGAGAGGGAUUAUUUGUUGGAGUACAAAAAUGUAGGAAGUAAAAUACAGGCCAACAAGAUUAUGAAUCUGGAAAAAGACAUCAAGCAAGUCAAAGAUGACCAUCACAGGGCUACAGAAUAUUAUAGAAAUGCCUUAAAAGAAACAAAAGAAGAAAAUGACAGACUGGUUGAGAUGCACAUGAAGUUAGUUAAGGAACAAGCCUCAGAGGAUGCUCUAAGAUACUUGGACAAAAACAGUUGCAGAGCAAUCGAAGAGAACGAAUGGCUAAAAGAACAGAUUAAGGUGUACCAAAAGGAAGUAAGUGAUUUGAAAGCCUCUAUUCAGCUCCUGGAAAAAGAAAAUAUCAGUAUAGUGGAAGAACUGAUUGAUAGCAGACUUCAUAAUCUGGGAAUACCCAGGAAUGCAUUUCUUACUCAGGCAGCUGGCUUGAAAGAUGAGUUUCCUAAGGAUGAAAUGAAAGAAGUAGAGUAUAGAGAGGAUGCAGCAAAGACAGAUGGAGAUGAAAGCCUCAGAGGAGCCCCAGUCCCCCGUCAGAAAAAAGAAGCCUUUCCAAAGAUUCAGUCUAAAACAGAGAAGGAGAAGCCUCAAGACAGUGAUGAGGAGCUGUGGGCAAAGUCAUUUUCUCCAACUGUUGAUAGCUUGUACGAAGAUGAAGAAGAUUUCCAGGAAUACUUAAAACUGGGUCCUCUGGAGACACAGCCGAUGUGUGUGGUUGGAAGAGCCAUGCCUAUUCAUGAAGAGCCAGCAGAAAUGCCGAGCGGGACCCGCGCAGAAGAUGGCAUUAGCGGUAAAUCAGAGAGUCACAUCACAGCUCAGAUGGUCAAGGCCUUAACUAAAGCAAAGCUUGGUUAAAAAUAGGCAGGCUGUGCCGUUAACAGAGAGAUGUAACGUUCUUGAUUCAUUAAAUAUUUGCUCUGUUCUUCAAGAAGCGUGUGCCCCUGGGCUUUGUGGAAACUAUUUUUGAGUGCCUGGAUCGUGAUUUACACACAGACGUUUAAUCUGUGUGCAGAUGGCUAACUGAAAGGUCGCUUUCCUCGCCACUGUGAGAACACUUACGCGCUUUGGGGGCUUCUCAGUCCACGUAGCUGCACAUAUAUCUAA
Messenger RNA from Chroicocephalus ridibundus (black-headed gull), 1829 nucleotides. RefSeq names its product coiled-coil domain containing 83 (gene CCDC83). Bases 336 to 1580 code for a protein of 414 amino acids. The record is from RefSeq and is a predicted model, not a curated record. NCBI's taxonomy places the organism in Eukaryota, Metazoa, Chordata, Aves, Charadriiformes, Laridae. The transcript has 12 exons.